AUGUUCCUAAACGAAUAUGGGAAGGUUUUACUCGAAUAUGGUGCUGACUUCACCUACGUUACAAAUGCUGAAGCGAGUCGUUCAAUUUUAAUGCCAAAUCCAAUAUUUUCAAAACCUGGUUUAGAUCCAGCUAGAAUGGCCAUUUUCAAAGAUGCUGUUAGUGCAAAAUUUCAGGUUUCUCCUACUCAUUGGAAUACAUUUUUACAGAUUGUUUCCGUCGUACACUUACACAAUUGA
Messenger RNA from Didymodactylos carnosus, 237 nucleotides. The record is from the annotation of a GenBank genome assembly. NCBI's taxonomy places the organism in Eukaryota, Metazoa, Rotifera, Eurotatoria, Philodinida, Philodinidae.